AUGAUGUCUUCUGUUUUAACCCCUGAUAUAAGAAUCGGUCCUGCCGCUGAUGGAGAUUAUGAAGGGGUCAUGGCAAUCUCAGAGGGGAUCUACAUGGGGGUGGAUUACUUGCCAUACAGAUACCACGCAUGGCUGAAGGACCCUCAGAGGAGGAUGUUCGUUGCCAAAUCAGAGGGUAAAGUGGUGGGUUUCGACUCCUUCUUAUUGGUUGAUGAUGGUAUUACAGCUGUCGUGCAGGGUCUUCGUGUUGCCGAUUGGAUGAGAGGUUGUGGUGUGGCUGGGAUACUCCAGAGGUUUUGCUUUAAAACCUUACGUUCCGACCAUCCCACUGUCACCAGAGUUCGUUUGACUACUGUAGAAAACCCACCUGCCACCAUGUUGAAUACAUACCACAUUAUACACUCCAAGGCUGUUAUUUCUGUAUUCAUUUCUGCUGAACAGUUGGACGAGACAAUCAAGAUUUUGGAAUCUCGAGUAUCCUCUACAUGUGAUAAUUGCAUUCCUCCUGUCUUUCUGGAAUAUUCUGAUGUGCACAAUUUGUUUCCUGGACGUCUUAAAGAAGAGGAUCUUCUUCCUGGAGGCUUCCUGAUGCAAGCCUGGCUGCCAAUUACCACCAAUAAAGCCAAUCUUGAUCUAAUGCAGCGCUGGAAGGUCCAAUGGCUCUGCUCAUACCCAUGUGAUGCAUUAUGUGAUGUCACUGGCUCCUCCGAAUUGCAUGAUGUCAAAGGUAGCUUUGAUGUCAAUAUUGGGUUCCUCAGCCUUGGAUCCCCCAUGUUUCCAGUGCCCUUAGGGGAAGGGAAGCACCGCCUGAAUAUAGAUGUAUUUGGAACUGACCUGUCUUUUGCCAAAAUACAUAUACUAUAUCAAUUCAAGGAGGCUGUGAAGAAAUUGUCCACCGGGGAAAGCAUUAUCUGCUUUGUGUACCUAGAUGAGAGUCUACAUGGUGGGCUCAAUGACUUCUUUGAAGGAUUCACUCCAUUCAAAUUCUGCAGGGAGCAGCUGGUCCUCGAAAUGGACCUCACAUCUAUUAAGAUUGCAUGA
Messenger RNA from Pelobates fuscus (common spadefoot toad), 1041 nucleotides. RefSeq names its product histidine N-acetyltransferase-like. The transcript is spliced from 4 exons. The record is from RefSeq and is a predicted model, not a curated record. NCBI's taxonomy places the organism in Eukaryota, Metazoa, Chordata, Amphibia, Anura, Pelobatidae. Bases 1 to 1041 code for a protein of 346 amino acids. Gene Ontology annotation, molecular function: acyltransferase activity, transferring groups other than amino-acyl groups.